UUCGAGAAAAUGACAUUAUUUUGGUCUACAAAUUUCUCUUCGCUCAUAUGGCGCCAAAACCUGUUACCGUCGUCUCUUUCGCGCGCACAUCGCUCGCCCAGACUUGCCGGCGGGAACAAAGCUGCAGAUCCGGUGAAUGUCAAUGUCGAGGUGCGGGUCUCUACUCCUCAGAAGCGCAUCUUCGAUUCAGAAUCUUAUACUCCGUAUAUGUUAAUCUCCCCAGUUGGUGGAUAUGUCUCCACCAAAGUGGAAGCCAGCCCAAUCGCACAGGCUCAAAUUUUUGGAGGGCCCAAAAAACAGUAGUAGAGCUAUCUGUCAGCCCAAGUCCGUAGCUUUGAAGGAAAUACGGAGCACAGAAAGAAGCCGCCAGGGAACUUGCGGAAGACUGGAAGAGAAAGCGCCGCUCGAAUCUGGAAGUAGGAAGAGUGAACGACUGACCGACGACCGCCGCCACCCAGCGCCAGCCCGCUACUGCGCCCUGCCUCCAGCCUCCACGACCACGACCACGACCACACCGUCUACGUGACGCCCUACCCCGCUGCCCGCAGACCGCACUCCGCACUACCACAGACCCACAGUCCGGUGAGUCCGCACUCUGCAGUAACCGGACACCGGUAAUGGCUGUAAGCAACUAAGCACAUAUGAUCGAUGAUUGCCAGAUUUCUUUAAUUUCAAAUUAGUGAAAUUACUGAAAUUAGUUUGUUACCUACUUGCCUUGUUGUUAUCUGUUUAUUUAUUGUCUACUGAAAUUAAGUAAUUGAAUUGAUAAAUGAUAAUAA
Molecule: messenger RNA, 779 nt
Organism: Cuscuta europaea
Lineage: Eukaryota; Viridiplantae; Streptophyta; Magnoliopsida; Solanales; Convolvulaceae
Source: the annotation of a GenBank genome assembly